AUGCCCCGCAAAGCCAUUGACUCGCGCAUCCCGGCGCUCAUUCGGAAUGGCGUCCAAGAGAAGAAACGGAGCUUUUUCGUCGUGGUCGGUGACCGCGCCAAGGAUGUGAUUGUGCAUCUCCACUACAUCAUGUCCAGCGUCGAUGUGAAGCAGAACAAGUCAGUGUUGUGGGCUUAUAAGAAGGACCUAUUGGGAUUUACGAGCCACCGCAAGAAGCGUGAAGCGAAGAUCAAGAAGGAAGUCAAAAGAGGCAUUCGCGAACCGAACCAGGAGGACCCUUUCGAGCUUUUCAUCACUCUCAACCAGAUCCGCUAUGUCUAUUACAAGGAGACGGAGAAGAUCCUGGGUAACACAUAUGGCAUGUGUAUCUUGCAAGACUUCGAGGCUCUUACACCAAACUUGCUCGCACGCACCGUUGAGACAGUUGAGGGAGGGGGCAUGGUGUUGCUCCUGCUGAAGAGCAUGAAUAGUCUGAAACAGCUAUACACAUUGUCCAUGGACAUUCACUCGAGAUACCGCACGGAGGCACAUGACGAUGUGGUUGCCCGCUUCAACGAGCGGUUCAUUCUGUCAUUGGGUAGCUGCGAUUCGUGCUUGGUGGUUGAUGAUGAGCUGAACGUCUUGCCGAUCUCUGGCGGCAAGGAUGUGAAGCCUCUUCCUCCCCCCGAGUCUACCGAUGAAUCCAACUCGGGCACAAAGAAGGAAUUGAAAGAAAUCAAAGAGAGUCUAGCCGAGUCCCAGCCUGUCGGCCCUCUGCUCAACCUGGCGCGCACUGUGGACCAAGCAAAGGCGCUCCUGACCUUUGCUGAUGCCAUUGCGGAGAAGACUCUAAAGAGCACUGUUGCUCUCACCGCAGGUCGAGGUCGAGGAAAGUCAGCCGCUUUGGGUAUUGCAAUUGCUGCCGCAAUUGCUCACGGAUAUAGUAACAUUUUCAUCACCUCGCCGAGUCCCGAGAACUUGAAGACGCUUUUUGAAUUCGUUUUCAAGGGUUUCGACGCGCUCGGGUAUCUCGAUCAUGUCGAUUACACAAUCUUGCAAUCAACCAAUCCCGAUUUCAACAAGGCUAUUGUGAGAGUCAAUGUCCACCGCAACCACCGUCAAACUAUCCAAUACAUCCAGCCCCAGGAUGCGCACGUCCUAGGUCAGGCUGAGCUGCUGGUGAUUGAUGAGGCGGCUGCUAUCCCGCUGCCAUUGGUACGAAAGCUGAUGGGACCAUACCUGGUGUUCAUGGCAUCGACCAUCAACGGUUAUGAAGGCACGGGCCGAUCACUGUCUCUGAAGCUGAUCCAGCAGCUCCGAGAACAGUCGCGUGGUGGUAUCAAGGCCGAUGACACAGAUGUUGCGGACCGCAGCACAGGCAAGGCUGCGAAGAAUGCCGGCACCAACAUGGGCGGCCGAUCACUGAGGGAAAUCACUCUGGCAGAACCAAUCCGAUAUGCACCUGGCGAUUCGGUUGAGAAGUGGCUAAACAAGCUUCUGUGCCUCGAUGCAACACUCCCCAAGUCCCGGAUGAACACACAAGGCUGCCCCCAUCCUUCGCAGUGCCAGCUGCUUCAAGUCAACCGCGACACCCUGUUUUCUUUCCACCCAGUUUCCGAGAAGUUCCUGCAGCAGAUGAUGGCGCUUUAUGUCGCCAGCCAUUAUAAGAACACGCCGAACGACCUCCAACUCAUGAGCGAUGCACCUGCGCAUCAGCUCUACGUUCUUGUGCCGCCCAUCGAUGAAGAAGCCACGAAGCUUCCCGAGCCACUCUGUGUCAUCCAGGUCGCCCUUGAAGGUCGCAUCAGCCGGCAAAGCGUUCUCAACAGUUUGAGUCGCGGCCAGAGAGCCGGUGGUGACCUGAUCCCAUGGCUGGUGAGCCAGCAGUUCCAAGAUGAGGACUUCGCCAGUCUCUCGGGCGCCCGGAUUGUCCGGAUUGCGACCAACCCAGAAUACGUGGGCAUGGGAUAUGGCUCACGGGCACUGGAGCUCUUGAUGGAUUUUUACGAGGGCAAGUUCACGAGCUUGGACGAAACCAUGACUGCGUCUCAGGGAGAAAUGGUGCGACUCACAGACAGCGAGCUUGCUAAUUCCAGUUUGCUGGAUGACAACGUCCGCGUCCGGGACAUUCGCUCCAUGCCUCCACUGUUCGGGAAACUGUCGGAACGUCGACCCGACACUCUCGACUACCUCGGUGUCAGCUACGGUCUCACCCCGACGCUUCACAAGUUCUGGAAACGCUCCGCCUUCGCCCCCGUCUACCUGCGCCAGACUGCUAAUGAACUCACUGGCGAGCACUCCUGCGUGAUGCUGCGAACACUCGCCACUGGUACCAAUGACGCUUCCUGGCUGGGCGCCUUCGCACGGGACUUCCACCGUCGGUUCCUGUCGUUGCUGUCCUACCAGUUCCGCGAGUUUCCCUCGGUGCUUUCGGUCAGUAUCUGCGAAUCUGCCAAUGCUGGCGCUAAGCUCGACCUGUCUGUCGCGCCGCGUACCCUCAGAAAAGCUGACCUCGACGCCGUCUUCUCGCCCUUUGACCUCAAGCGACUGGAUAGCUACGCCAACAAUCUCCUGGACUACCACGUCAUCCUGGACAUGGUGCCCCUCAUCUCCGAGUACUACUUCGCCAAUCGCCUCGCUGGCAAGGUCAGCCUCUCUGGCGUGCAGCAAUCCAUCCUCCUGGCCAUCGGUCUGCAGCGCAAGAGUAUGGACGACCUGGAGAAGGAGCUGAACCUUCCCUCCUCGCAGCUCCUCGCCAUGUUCCUCAAGAUCGUCCGCAAGAUCUCUACUCACUUCCGCGGUGUCAUCGAGGGCGCUGUCUCCGACUCCAUGCCGUCGGGGCAAGUCGCCACGGCACCUCCCACCGAUGCCCAUGACGAAGCCACGAAUGAUCGAUUUAAGCCUCUGGAUACCGGAUUGGACGAGGAGCUCCGCGAAGGUGGCCAGCAGAUCGACGACGAGAUGCGUGAGAAGCAGCGUGCUCUGAUUGACUCUUUGCCGCUCGACCAAUACGAAAUUGAUAACGGCUCCACUUCAUGGGAAGACGCCGAGAAGCAGAUCCGCGGCGGCGGCGCCUCUACCGUUAGUGUUAAAGCCCCCAAGGCAUCAAAGCGGAAGAAGGGCGAGACUGCGCGCGAAAUCUACGACAAGGAGGUCGACUCGAAGCGACAGAAGAUGAUCAAGAAGGGCACCGAGGGCCGGAAAAAAUAG
Penicillium alfredii is the source of this 3189-nucleotide messenger RNA. Its product is annotated as ribosome biosynthesis protein KRE33. The record is from RefSeq and is a predicted model, not a curated record. The transcript has 2 exons. Gene Ontology annotation, cellular component: nucleolus; 90S preribosome. Lineage: Eukaryota; Fungi; Ascomycota; Eurotiomycetes; Eurotiales; Aspergillaceae. Bases 1 to 3189 code for a protein of 1062 amino acids. Gene Ontology annotation, biological process: rRNA acetylation involved in maturation of SSU-rRNA. Gene Ontology annotation, molecular function: ATP binding; tRNA binding; 18S rRNA cytidine N-acetyltransferase activity.